AUGUUGUCUGGGUUCUUGCUUGUUCUUUCUCUUGUUCACAGUGCUUUGCAGCUGGUGGACAUUGAAACAUUUUUAAUACAUAAUAAAGUCAACAAGCUCUGUCUUCAGGCAUCUGUCACGCAGUCAGUUAGAACUGCCACUUGCCAUCAAGAGAACGAAUCACAAAAAUUCAGGUGGAUCACUGAUCAUCAGCUUAUGAGUGUGAGACUGAACCUAUGCCUGGGGGUGAGGUCAAAGGAAGAUCAGGCUGUGAUCACUCUGUAUCCAUGUAAUCAAACAAGUGAGCUCCAGUGGUGGGAAUGCAGAAAUGAAAGCCUCCUUGCAAUCCAAGGAGAAGAUUUGUUUCUCAGUCCUGGAAAAGAAGAACAUGAUAAUGUUUUAUUAGAGAAGGAGCUAAGUGCAAAGAAUAAGUGGAAGAUCUAUGGGGCCAUGGAUGUUUUAUGUCCCCAGGGAUAUGAAGAGAUCUUUACGCUGCUAGGAAAUGCUUUUGGGGCACCCUGUGUAUUCCCUUUCAUGUACAAUAAGCAGUGGUAUGCCGAGUGCACGGAUGCUGGCCGGUCAGAUGGCUGGCUCUGGUGUGCAACCACGGCAGACUAUGACACAGACCAGCGAUAUGGAUUUUGCCCAUCAAAAGAUAAAGACACUACCUGGACUACAGAUCUGUUAAGAAAUGUCCACUACCAAAUAAACUCUGACUCGGCUGUCACGUGGCACCAAGCCAGGAAGAGCUGUCAGCAGCAAAAUGCAGAAUUAUUGAGUAUCACAGACAUUCAUGAGCAAACAUACCUUAAAGAGUUAACAGAAGGUACAGAUUCUGCACUGUGGAUUGGACUCAACAGACUGGACUUGAGGAGGGGAUGGGAAUGGAUUGGAGGCAGCCCUUUCCACUACUUAAACUGGGCUCCAGGAAGUCCCUCUCCAGAAUCUGCAAAACUCUGCGUGGUUCUGAAUCCUGAAACAAGAUCUAAAUGGCAAAAUUGGGAAUGCGAUCAGAAACUUGGUUACAUUUGUAAGAAAAGAAACUUUAUCUUAGUUCCCUCAGCUGACACUGGGCAUGUUACUUGCCCAGAUGGAUGGGUACCAUAUAUAGAUCACUGUUACAAGAUCUUCAGGGAGACCAAAGGAUGGGAAGAAGCUUUGACUUCUUGUCAGAAGGAAGGGAGUCAUCUGGCCAGCAUCCAGAAUCUUGAGGAGCACAGCUUUAUGGUCUCUCGUCUUGGGUACAGGCCAACAGACAAGCUAUGGAUUGGGCUGAAUGAUCAUAAGGUUCAAAUGUAUUUUGAAUGGAGUGAUGGUAUGCCAGUGACAUACACAAAGUGGCACCUGGGAGAGCCAUCCACCACAAACAACAGGCCAGAACAUUGUGUCCUGAUCAAGGGCCAGGAUGGGUAUUGGGCAGACUAUGUAUGUGAGAAGAAAGCUGGCUACAUUUGUAAAAGAAAACCUAUAUCACAAAUAGCUGGAGAAAAGGAAAGUGCUGAUGCAGGUUGCAAAAAAGGCUGGAGAAGAUAUGGGACCUACUGCUAUUUUAUUGGACAUAUUCCAGCAACAUUUUCAGAAGCAAACACCAUUUGUGAGGAAGAAAAAGGUUACUUAGCUACAGUUGAAAGUAGGUAUGAACAAGCCUAUCUGACGAGCCUCGUUGGGCUGAGGCCUGAGAAAUAUUUCUGGCUUGGUCUUUCUGAUGUGGAGGACCAAGGCAUGUUCAGGUGGUCCAAUGGUGAAGCUGUCUCCUUCACUCACUGGGAUGCAGCAAUGCCUGGAAGUAAUCCAGGAUGUGUAGCCAUGAAAACUGGGACUGCAGCUGGAUUAUGGGAUGUUCUCAACUGUGAGACAAAGCAAAACUAUAUCUGCAAGCAGUGGGCAAUGAGUGCAACAGCACCAUCUAUUACAACUACUGCUCCAGUCCCCACAUGCCCAGAAGGUUGGAUAUCAAACAACCACAGUAGUUCCUGUUUUAAAUGUUUUUACAGAUCAGAUAUUAAAAAGAAAUCAUGGCUUGAAGCUCGAGACUUUUGUAGACAAAUAGGAGGGGAUCUGGUCACCAUUAACAGUAAAGAGGAGGUACCAUUACUUGUAAGAACAAUAUAUGCCAAUCGCUGUAGGUUUCAAAGAGUUUGGCUUGGUAUAUUUUCCUUGAAUCCAGAUGAAGGAUUUGCCUGGAGUGAUGGCUCUCCAGUUAGGUACACAAACUGGGAUGACAGUCCAAGAGAUCCAGGAGGACGCAAGUUAUGUGGUGUACUCAGUGGUGGAACUCAUUCUAAACAAUGGCUUCUUUCGAUCUGUGAAGCACACUUUGACUGGGUUUGUCAAAUAAGAAAAGGAGUGCCAUUAAAAUCUGAGCCAAUCGACACAUAUGCAUAUAAACGCACUGCGGAUGGAUGGGUCAUAUAUGAAGACAAACUAUAUUACAUCAGCAAAGAAUAUGUCUCCAUGGAAAAAGCCCAAGAGUUUUGCAGGACGAAUUCUGCUAACUUGGCUGUUGUUAACAGCAAUAGUGAGAGACGGUUCCUACAGCGAGCACUAAAAGAAAAUGAGGGAUCCUGGAGUCAGUCAAGAGGAUACUUCAUUGGUCUAAAAGUGAGUCUUGAUAAAAAGUUUAGCUGGAUAGAUGGGACUCCCGUAACCUAUGUGGCCUGGGCUCCUAAUGAGCCCAACUUUGCAAAUAAUGAUGAAAAUUGUGUGGUAAUGUUGUCAGAGCAAGGCUUGUGGAAUGAUGUGAACUGUGGUUCCUCCAAUAAAUUCAUAUGUGAAAAACACAACAGUACUAUUAAUUCAACGUUUUCUUCUCCAUUACCUCCUGGAGGAUGUCCAGAAAGUUGGUUUUUCUUUAACAACAAGUGUUUCAAAGUAUUUGCUUCCAGUGUAACAAGAAAACUCAUGUGGCACGCUGCACGAGAUGCUUGUAUCAAUUUGGGAGGAAACCUGGCUACCAUAGCAAAUGAACAAGUGCAAGCUUUCCUCUUCUACCAUUUAAAAGAUGCCACAACUGAUGUUUGGAUCGGAAUGAAUGAUAUCAAUGAAGAGUCCACGUUUCUUUGGACAGAUGGAAGCACCGUUUCCUACACCAACUGGGUUAAUGGUGCACCAGAACAGAGACAAAGCUACUUUGACUAUUAUGACUUUGAAAUGUUGACAGACAUCACCGUGGAGACAGAUUGCGUCUUCAUCAUGAAGUCAGAUGGGAACUGGAGAGAUGAUAGCUGUGACAACGAGAGAGGUUAUAUAUGCCAGAUGAAUUCACUUACCAUGCAGUCUGAAGUACCAACAACAAAUCCAUCCUCUGGCUUUGCCCAUUAUGGUGACAGUAGCUAUACAAUCAUCUCAUCUGAAAUGCAAUGGGAAGAGGCCAGAAAAAAUUGUCAAGACAAAUCCGCAGAACUUGCCAGCAUUUCAGACGCCUACAUCCAUUCAUUCCUGUGGAUCCAGAUGUUGAAAUACGGAAAACCUGUAUGGAUUGGUCUUAACAGCAAUAUGACUGGCAGCUAUUACAAAUGGACUGAUAACUGGAGAACCAGGUACACAAAAUGGGCUGCAGGGGAACCAAAGGAGAAAAAUGCCUGUGUCUACCUAGAUCUUGAUGGUACUUGGAAAACAGCUUCCUGCAAUGAAAGCUACUUUUCAGUUUGUAAGACAUCAGAUGCUAUAGCUCCUACUGACCCUGCUCAGCUGCCUGGAGACUGUCCUGAAGCAGCUGAACUCCAAGCCUGGAUCCCCUACCAUGGCCACUGCUACUACAUCGAAGCAUCAGCUGGGACAAGCUGGGCGCUGGCUUCCCUCGAGUGUGCUCGGUUAGGUGCUACCUUGGUUUCAGUAGAAAACAUGGAUGAAUCUGACUUUCUGGUCCAUACAGUACAACCACUUGGAAAUAAAGUAGGAGGUUUCUGGAUAGGACUUUACCAAAAUGUGGAUGGCCAAUGGUUGUGGCUAGAUAACGCUGCACUGGACUUUGUCAACUGGGAGGACAAAGAGUCUAGUAUGGAGAAUCACUGUGUUGAAAUGAUACCACCAUCCGGUUACUGGGACAACGCUGAUUGCUCUUCUGGAAGGGGAUUUAUCUGCAAAAAACCCAAAACUGAGCCAAGUGGGAGUCCUCUACAGAAAAAAGGCAAGGAAAAAAAGGAAGAGACUCAUCCAGCUGUCCAUGACUCUGUUUGGCCACUCGUUUUCUUGGCUAUUCUCACUCUUUUUGGAGUUGGCAUUUCAGUCUAUUUCUACAAGAAAAAAAGACAAAACCAACUAUCAAGAGAUUGUGGCAAUGAAACACUUAUAAAAUAA
Molecule: messenger RNA, 4278 nt
Organism: Eurypyga helias (sunbittern)
Lineage: Eukaryota; Metazoa; Chordata; Aves; Eurypygiformes; Eurypygidae
Product: macrophage mannose receptor 1-like
Exons: 30
Coding region: 1-4278 (1425 amino acids)
Molecular function (GO): signaling receptor activity
Source: RefSeq, a predicted model, not a curated record